GACAUCCGGUUGGUGUUUGGCAGGCGAAAUAGUAAUCAUUCGUACGGCAUGUGGUGGUAUCCACACUCAGAGCAUUCCAACAUCAGAGGUCACUAACCCACCGGGAUUAUUACUCAUUAUACCCUUCAACCAGUUGAGGACGCAAGAUGCAUCAACUCAGCUGAGCGUCUGAUGGAAUGGAAAUCAAACUCUAGAACUCAGCUCUGAUCUUGAACGACUGUUUUUGCUGUUUUCAUUUGGAUUAUUCGAAGAAGCACUUGAUAGCUUAAAAGAUCGGUGAUCCCGUGUGAUAGGGGGUACGGCAGCCUGCUCGUUGGCUUCAUCCUCAACGAUACAUCAUAUCCGAAGGUGAAUCCUUGAGCAAUCCACAAGUCAAGAUCUUCGAACUGCUUACAUCGCACCCCGUGAAGCAUGGGUCAUAGACGUGUGGAUCUUUACUUGUUUGGAAUUAUCUUUCUUGCUCUACAUCGGCCAGACAUUGCUACUCUUCGAACAGGUAUCCCAUGGCCUUACAGAAACUCAGCACACUAUUGGCCGAUGGAUCAUCAAGUCGGACUUCUCGAUAUGAAAACCAACAUGACAGGAAACCACAAUGGCAAAGCGAACCAGAUACAUUUCCAGGGGCCAGGAAACGGAGUUCUUUACGUCAACAAGAGCGUCCGUAUAGUUCUAGGGACAUUCUGGGACCAGUGUGUUGUGGACCCCUCUAAAUGCAGUACCCCGUUGACAGUGUCCCUGUGGAUAAGGUACUCUCGUCGAAAGAAUGAGAACAUGUCCAGUAAGCAGUUCAUUGCCGGGACAGAAGCAGGGUUCAGGACCCCUGGGUUCUCAAUACACCACGUGCCCCACCAAAAGUCCCAGGAAAGGUUCAUCGUCAAGGUAAACAAUGGGGGGACCGUCUGGGCAGGGAGCCUUAACGUCACCUCCGACAAAUGGACCCAGAUGUCGUUCACUUGGACGAAUACGACUGGCCUCAAGUUGUACAAGAACUGUAAGAACGUGACCGGCUACCUGGCGGGCCAGGCCAUCCCGUGGGGGGUAGGCAUGGGGAAGACAGCGCCAAAGGAUCAUAACCUGUACUUGUCCAAAGCCCCCGGUCAGGGGAGGGGUGCGUCUCGGAUUUCGUAUGAUGACGUAGCUGUGUGGUAUAGUGACUUGGUGGAAGACCACUUCAUACUUCUGUGCUCCGACAAAGUUGAUGCGCCAAAUAUGCAGAGUGGUUGUACCGCCGGCAGCAGCUGGCUCAAGGUCUCCUGGGUACCCCCUGCGGCGAUGUAUGAUCACGUGACUGGAUACAACGUCUGGUACCAGUACCCAGACACUCCAUGGGAGAAGUCCUUCGCGGCGCUACCAGCGCGCAUGCGCAACAUCACGAGCCUUAAACCAGCAUCAGUGGUAAAUCUGCGUGUUCAGAACAAGCUUCUCAACAGCUACGGGCGAAUAAGCGAGAUCGUUACCUGCAAGACCACUAAGAUUCAGACUCCAAUGCCAGUGAAUGUCGCUAUCACAGCAACGUCUUCGAGAGCCCUUUUCGUCGAGUGGGACACCCAAAAGAAUCGCAAAGAGCCGCUGGGAUUUCUGGUCAUGUACAAGACUUAUGACACCGAUGACUUCAUCAAACUUGACGUUGGUCCGCUCAGGCAUUACCUUAUCUCCGACUUGUCUAUGAAUACUCGCUAUGAUAUCCGACUCGUAGCCUACGGCGGCAAGGACUACAAGGACAGCAGCCCAGUAGAUAUCACUGCCUCCACCGACAAAGAUGACAUGCGCUCUGUAUUAUCCGUCAGCAUCAAUCUAAUCAGUCCUAGUGCCCUGAACGUGAGCUGGUCGCCGCCGCUUGACCCGUACGCGAAGUACUGGUACCGAGUGUUCAUGCAGUGGACACAGGGCGACCGCUCGAUGAUGGCGGAGAUAUACGCGGGUAACAGGAGCACCUGCGUAGCCCGACGAGAGCAGAUCCCUUUCCCGCACACGAUCUCUGUCAUGGCGUUUGUCGGCGAAGUGGUCCCACCGAGGCCUAUUCAAGGGCCAGUCAUGAACGCCUUGGUGAGUUACGUCACAUGGGAAUCGUCAAUAAUCACGUGGUCGCCACCCGCGGGGUUUGCCGGGAAAUACAUGAUAGACAAGUACAUAGUUACGCUGAGAUCCGGGGGAGUUCGGCAGAGCUACACCACCUUACAAACCAGGCUAAAAGUAGUGGGCAUGGAACAACUAACGACAUACUUAGUGAACGUGUUAGCGGUGAACCGGGCAGGAAUGAGUCCAGCCUUGGUGGAAGACAUCGAGUUUGUCACGAAAGAUCGCGAUGAAUGUGCCGACCGCUCUGCCGCCACGUGUGACGACCCGGACGCUGUUGUGUUUAAUCAAAAGAACUGCCAUGGAAGCUUUACCCGUUGUCAUGGUACCGCCACCUGUGUCAACACUAAGGGUUCAUACUAUUGCAAGUGCGGACCAGGUUUUGUGGGGAAUGGCUUUCUAUGUAGAGUAGAAUCCCCCGGUCUCAGUGACAAAGACUUCUGCGGUCCAAUUACAACGCAAAACAUCAAGUGGUCACGCACUCUGAAGGGUCAGACGGACGUGACAAGCUGCCCUAAAGACGUCACGGGUGUUGCAAGAAGAAAGUGCAAAGAGCAAGAGCCGGAUCAGGAUGCAUCAUGGGAUACACCGGAUCUGAGCGAAUGCAUUUCGGAGUGGGCUUUGAAUAUCAAAGAGCAGGCUCUGGACCCCAGCGAAGCGGUGACAUCUGUAGCAUCCAAGGUGGCGAAUCUCACGAGUGUGACGAGGGUCGAGGAUAUCUAUCCCGGUGAUCUGUACGCUGUCGUGGACAUUCUUGGACUUCUCUCAGAAAGGGCGGGGUCAAGUAGGAGCUCUGUCCCACAGGCGUCUACAGACUUUACUAAGGCAGUUGUGCAAACGGCGAGCAACAUCCUGGAAGCUAAAACGAUCAACAAGUGGUCCUUUAUACCACCGACAAAGCGCAAGCGUCAGGCGGGAUCUUUGAUGAGCAACCUUGACAAUGUGGCACUAAAGAUGGCUCAGUCUUCAGGAAGUGCAAUCGCCGCUAUGCCUAAUGUCGUUCUGGGUGUGCGCUCGGUUAUCAAUGAAACUGCGCCAGAAGGGAUCGGUUUCCGAGAAAAGUCAACGGACGGGAGUGAUGAGCAUACAGGCAACAUGGUCAUGUUUCCGUCUUCAGAGCUGAGCAAAGGUAAAGAGCCACAGGUGGCUACCUACGUGUCGUACAACCGACUUGGGGAACUUCUCACAAGUGGGGAGUCAGAAAGGAACAUGACUAUUAACUCCGCUGUGUUAUCACUGACGCUCACCCCACUCAAGAGAAAAAGAUUUAAGGAGCCCGUCACUAUUAUUCUCAGUCACGUCAAGGCUAACCGAGGAUUCGGGAAACCCUCCUGCGUGUUCUGGAACAUGUCGCGGUUGCCUGGGUUUUGGUCCAACAAGGGUUGCUAUGUGAACGGGACCAACAGCACUCACACGAUAUGCAAGUGCUACCAUCUGACAGGGUUUGCCAUCCUCAUGAACGUCAAGGGAGACAUGGACGCGAUACUCAAGGGUGAUCACCGCCUUGCUCUCUCGCUGAUAACGUAUAUCGGCAUCGUACUGUCCGUGGUCACUCUAUGCAUCGCGCUACUCACCUUCAUCACGUUCAGGUUUUUGAAGUCUUCCCGAACAUUUCUACACAAGAACCUAUCGAUAUCACUCAUUCUAGCGCAGCUACUCUUUCUGUUUGGAGUCAACAAAACAGAAAUCAAGCUUGUAUGUCAAAUCAUAGCGGCCCUGCUUCACUACCUGUGGCUUGCCUCGUUCGCAUGGAUGGCCCUAGAGGGGGUCAUGCUCUACCUCAUGUUGGUCAAGGUGUUCGGUACGAAGACGAUCACGAACAAGAAAAGAGCUGUCUUCCUCACCUUCGGAUGGGGUCUGCCUGCUGUGGUUGUUGGUGUCUCCGCAGGGAUUUUUCCACAAGGAUAUAGUACACAGUAUUAUUGCUGGCUCUCUAUGGAGCGUGGCUUCAUCUGGUCGUUUGUUGGGCCUGCUUUGGGUGUAAUCGCCUUUAACUUCGUGUUUAUGGGCAUCGCGUUCAGCGUUAUGUCAAAGCGAGGUGGAAAGCAACGUAAACCGAGCAAGAUACGCAAGAUAAGGUACUGGGCUAAGGCGUGUACCCUCUUGACGUGUAUUCUCGGCCUCACCUGGCUGUUCGGGGUGUUUUACGUCAAUAGCGAGACCCUGUUUAUGGCGUACUUCUUCACAAUCUUCAACUCCCUGCAGGGCGUAUUUAUCUUCUUGUUUCACUGCGUUGGCGACGAAAAGGUUCGUCAUGAGUACAUCCGAGUUCUUUGUUGUCGGGAGAAAGGACCAGUGUACACGAGCACAUCCAAGUCCAGCAAAUCCGACUCGACCGCAAAGAUGAUCAAGUCCUCUGAGACUAAUGAUUCUAAUGGCAUCAAGAAUAUGAAGUUCAUAGAUGCUUCCGCUGGAAGCAGUUCGGACGGACGCCCAGUGCUUGUUAUGUUCCAAAGAAGAGGACAGCGUGGCUCCUCUAGUCGAGACGAUGAUGUGGUCAGCGGUCAUAGCAGCCAGCGCAUGAGCGGUGAAAUGAAUCCGCGCGACAGUUUAGCAAGCUUUACCAGUUUUCAUCAGAAUCGUAACAGCGCGCGGUAUUCCCUAGUGUCCAGCGAGAUGUCAGACCCUUUGGUGCGCCUGCAGUCAGGCACAGCUGGCCUGUCAGCGGUGGAAGAACUUCCCAGUACAACAGACGCGUGACACAUGACAUAAAUUCUCCAAUUAAACAACAGCGUAGGACGAAAAUAUGGUGACGAUAUUCACGAGGAACCCCCAACAACACUGGCCUUGUGGAGUCCCGUGGGGGUACAAGACAGUACAUUUGGCCUUGUUGAGCCCCGUGGGGGUUCUAGAGAGUACACUUGGCCUUGUGGAGUCCCAUGGGGGUUCUAGAGAGUACAUUUGGCCUUGUUGAGCCCCGUGGGGGCACUAGAGAGAGCACUUGGCCUUGUUGAGCCCCGUGGGGGUACUAGAGAGAGCACUUGGCCUUGUUGAGUCCCGUGGGGGUACUAGAGAGAACGUUUGGCCUUGUUGAGUCCCGUGGGGGUACUAGAGAGAACGUUUGGCCUUGGCAUAUGUUGAGGCCCCAAUUGAUACUUGUAGCCGCUGAUCACUCUGGAUAUGUUUGGCACGAAGCCAAACAGUGGAAAGCUGACAAGUCAUGCCAGAGCCGACCAGUAUCCAUCACAGUGCUCUUAUGACGAAUAAAUAUCGUGACGGUAUACACGAGAGGAUUGUAGAGACUGUUGCCCAAAAGUACAUUCAUGGCCUUGCUCAGGAGCGAGUGGACAUGGGAGGGGCUGUUGCCAAAAAGUUCAGAUAGCAGACGAAGUUAUUAUUUACAGUCAAACAUAGGGUUCUUAUGGAUUAAAGCAAAGCGUAAAAACUUAUUGUCAAAAUACAAUAGUGCUCAUCCGCGUACGGCUAUUAAUUUGACUGACGCCGUAUCAAUAUGGCAACAAGACACUGGAAUAGUAAAAGGUAAUAGUGAGCCACCACACGUGACCCUUCAAAGAAUUGAAGGUAAUAGGAGUGGUCAAGAAGUUGAAGGGUUUUUAAAACAUUACCAGAAGAUACGAUAUUGGUUAUAGCAAGAUACAAUAUAUAUGGAGAGAUUAACCGUAAUCGCGUAUAAUUGAACAAAUCAGCUUACUUGUUUUGUCGCCGCUGUAAGAUACGCAACAUUCCACUCAUUCAGGUGUAGCUCCUUAGAGCACGGUGUGAUUGAUGAUAGUAUUGAUGUAAAUAUAAACAAUGUAUUUUCACUUACGCGUGAGCUGUAGCACUUGUAAUCGGGAAGAUGGCAAUAUCGUGACAUAAUAGAAAACGUUUUACCCCCCCCCCCCCCCCUCCCCCUACCCCUUAUGGCGACAAGUCGAAAUAAUAAUCACUGAAACAGUGCAUUUUAUACCUCUUCAAAAGCGUUAAAAUGUGUUAUUCACUGUUAACAUGGCAUGUUUAUAAGAAUACUCAUUGACGUUUGCGAUGAAUGUAUUUGAGUCAAUAAAAUGGUAUAAUAAUUA
Nematostella vectensis (starlet sea anemone) is the source of this 6098-nucleotide messenger RNA. RefSeq lists its product as uncharacterized. Lineage: Eukaryota; Metazoa; Cnidaria; Anthozoa; Actiniaria; Edwardsiidae. Gene Ontology annotation, biological process: cell surface receptor signaling pathway; negative regulation of angiogenesis; adenylate cyclase-activating G protein-coupled receptor signaling pathway. Bases 412 to 4776 code for a protein of 1454 amino acids. Gene Ontology annotation, molecular function: G protein-coupled receptor activity; calcium ion binding; protein binding. Gene Ontology annotation, cellular component: membrane. The record is from RefSeq and is a predicted model, not a curated record. The transcript is spliced from 33 exons.